This is a messenger RNA of Dromiciops gliroides (monito del monte), 459 nucleotides long. RefSeq names its product cytochrome c oxidase subunit 6A1, mitochondrial-like. Gene Ontology annotation, molecular function: enzyme regulator activity. Gene Ontology annotation, biological process: mitochondrial electron transport, cytochrome c to oxygen. Gene Ontology annotation, cellular component: mitochondrial inner membrane. The record is from RefSeq and is a predicted model, not a curated record. Lineage: Eukaryota; Metazoa; Chordata; Mammalia; Microbiotheria; Microbiotheriidae.
AUGCGGCUGGCUUUUGGGCUUGGCGGGACGAAGAAAGUCCUCAUCAUUUCACUGAUUGCACUCACUGAUUGUACCCUGCCAACCUUCAACCUUGGAUCACUCCUGUCUUUCCAUGCCUUUGUUUGUAUACAUGUGCUGCUGAAUGAAGAAUCAACCACCUGGUCGGCUGCCCCAGCAGAGCGGUUGCUGUCCAGUGGCGUCCAUGACGAGGAGGGCACAGGCCGCCUGUGGAGGUCGCUGACCUUCUUCGUUGCACUCGGGGUGGCAGUCAGCAUGCUGAACGCCUACCUGAAGUCGCGGGAGCAUCACAAACAGCAAUUCGUCCCCUACCCGCAUCUCCGCAUCUGGACCAAGCCCUUUCCAUGGGGAGAUGGAAACCAUACUCUGUUUCAUAACCAUCAUAUCAAUCCUCUCCCAACCGGUUAUGAAGAUGAGUUAAGAAAACUUAGACCAUACUAA